Messenger RNA from Aspergillus calidoustus, 2148 nucleotides. The record is from the annotation of a GenBank genome assembly. NCBI's taxonomy places the organism in Eukaryota, Fungi, Ascomycota, Eurotiomycetes, Eurotiales, Aspergillaceae.
AUGGACCUGAUGAGCUCACGGUUGAAAUCGUUCAGCUGGAAGCGAAACAAGCAACAAAACAGCGUCUCUUCAGCUUCAAAUCCCGCUCCCGCACCCUCUGUCUCACUCUCAACCACCUCCGCCAGCUCCCCUCCCUCCGUCGCUGAAAACUCAUCCAACACCAGUCUCCCAAUGAAUAAUCAAAACCCGAUGGGCCAACCGCCUGGCUACACCUACAACAACGUGGCCGGCCGGCCCACCAGCCCCAUGCCCCCCGCCGGCCAACAACAGAUGCCGCACCCGCUCAACACCAACCUACCUUAUCCAGGGCAACAAUCCUUGGGUGCUCCUCCCGUCUAUGGAAUGCAGCAACCGGGUUUGGGCCAGCGGCUGCCCUCAUCGCAAGCUCCUUACGGGGUUGCUGCGCGCUCCGCGGCUGAAGUCGACGGGGGCGGCCGAAGUAAGGCUUCGCUGAUUGUAGGCAUUGAUUUCGGUACGACGUUCUCCGGUGUCGCUUUUGCUUUCGCGACAAACAACGAGGCGCGAGAGGAUAUCAUCACAGAGUGGCCUGGAGCUGGAACUCAUACCAAGCAAAAGAUUCCGACUGUUUUGUAUUAUGAUCAAUACCAGGAAGUAGUGGGAUGGGGUCCAGACAUUGCGAAUGCGCUGGCUCCCACUGGCUAUCCAAAGCAAGGGGUCCAAAAGGUUGAAUGGUUCAAGCUUCAACUGAUGCUUUCGGGCAACACGUAUAUCGACCCCAUCAACUUGCCGCCCCUCCCACCAGGAAAGUCGGAGAUCGACGUGGCGGCCGAUUAUCUCUUCAAGUUACGCCAGGCGAUGCGCGCCCAAUUACAAAAGACCCUUGGCGAGGUCUUUACAAGAGAGGAACGUAACAUCAAAUACUACCUCACGGUCCCAGCCAUCUGGAACGAUGCAGGGAAAGCGGCGACGCGUGCGGCGGCUCUGCAAGCUGGAUUCUUGCGAGAUGAGAAUGACAAUCGCCUGACUCUAAUCUCCGAACCCGAGGCCGCUGCCCUUUUCUGCGCCAAAACCGGCUUGCUGAAUCUCAAGGUCGGUGAUGCGAUCCUAAUCGUCGACUGCGGUGGCGGUACCGUAGAUUUGAUCGCAUACGAGGUCGAGGAAGAGCAGCCGUUCAGUGUGGCCGAGUGCACCGCCGGGUCUGGUGACUCGUGCGGCUCAACCGCUCUCAACCGCAACUUUAGUAAUAUUCUUCGAGCCAAGAUUCGAAAGAUGAAGCUGCCUGAUGGGUCCCGGACAGCUGGCAAGGUGUACGCCAAGUGUAUCAUGGACUUUGAAAACCGGAUCAAGGCAGAUUUCCGAAACAACGGCCAGAAAUGGGCGGUGGAUGUCGGUAUCGAAGCGGAUUUCCCUGACGCUGGAAUCGAGGAGGGUUACAUGACGUUCACCAAUGAGGAGAUUCUUCAGUGUUUCGAGCCUGUCGUGAACCGGAUUCUCGAGCUGGUGCGCAACCAGAUCAUCGCUAUUCAAGCGCAGAACCGAAACUUGCAGAACGUGCUCGUCGUCGGUGGAUUCGGUGCAUCGGAGUAUCUCUUCCAACAAAUCAAGCUGCACGUGCCACCACAAUAUCAGUCCAAGGUGGUCCGUCCGAUGGACUCUGUCGCUGCGAUUGUCAAGGGUGCCGUGACAGCAGGUAUCACAGAGCGGGUGAUUACCCACCGUGUUGCGCGUCGGCACUACCUGAUGGCCACGCUGCAACCCUUCAAGGAGGGCUACCACCCCGAACAGUACCGUGUUCCCAGUCUUGACGGUCGGGACCGAUGCAAGUACACCCGACAGAUUUUUGUGCAAAAGGGAGAGCGAGUCAAGAUUGGGGAGCCGGUCAAGGUUAGCUUCUUCCGCCAAGUCGCGCCAGGAGCCACCCUCAUGUACGAGGACAUCCUGUACGCCUGUGACGAGGAUGUUUGCCCUGAAUAUACAAAGGAUCCACGUAUCAAGGAGGUCGUUACCUUGACAUCGGACCUGUCGCGCAAAAACCUCGAGACCGACUUUGAGCGCAUGGACACUCCCCAGGGAACUUUUUACCGUGUAUAUUUCGAUAUCUACCUGACACUAGACGGCAGUGAGUUCAGCGCUGAAUUAGUAUGUCAAGGUGAAGUGAUGGGACGAUGCCGGGCAAAGUUCAGAUAA